CUGAGCAUUUAAGGACUAAGGCAGUUACUUGAAGUGUUGUCCAAGAACUCCAAAGGUGCCUGAGACUUUCUCAGGGGUUUCACAAGGUCCUCCUUCUUCCAAUGAUAUGUGUGAUACUGGAUUUUCUAUAUAUACUUCAGCCAGUACAUGUUGUGACAGAAUGAAUGUAGAUCAUAUAUGAGAAUCCAGCUGUGUUUUAUUAAACAGAGAUUUUCGAAAAAGCAGGAAAACAAUGCCACUUUUCUCAUAACAUGUUUUUAAAAAAUACAUCAUAGCUCUUUUAAAAUAAAAAAAUAAGGUAGUAUGUUAUUGUUAUUUUAUUAUGAAUAUAAUAUUUUUAAAAUUCUGUUUACAUUUUUAACACUGUAAAUAUCAAGAGAUGUAGCCUACAUACACACGCUUCUCAGUAAUUUUCAAGAGUUUAAAGAGAUUCUGAGACCAAAAACAUUUUAAAAAUACUGGAGUAAGGCAAUCCCAGAACUAUUGAAUUAUUGCCACUCCCAUUUUCCACUACUAGUUUCUCUUUCUUGCCAACUUACAUAUGAAUGCUCCUUAGCCAAAAAUAUUUGAGAGCAGGAGAAUUGAAAUUUUACUUUUAAAAAUGCAAUUUUCUUUUUAGUAUAUUUUAAAAUUAAAAAUAGAUCCUUGGGACUUCGGGUUGAGAUUUUAGCAUAUUGAUGUUUCUUAUAAUUGAAAUAUGGUCAGGAAGUACCAGAACAUUCCCCUUUCCACGUUCUUUUUUACUUUCCUUUUGGGGGUGCUGUUUUUAAUAGCUGAGUUUACUGGUCAGGAUAAGCACUGCAGACCCUGAACAAAAUGGCAACGAUUGUACAAUGGUAGAUGGAGUGAUGAUUCUUCCUGUGCUUAUCAUGAUUGCUCUCCCCUCCCCUAGUAUGGAAGAUGAGAAGCCCAAGGUCAACCCCAAACUCUACAUGUGUGUGUGUGAAGGUCUCUCCUGCGGUAAUGAGGACCACUGUGAAGGCCAGCAGUGCUUUUCCUCACUGAGCAUCAACGAUGGCUUCCACGUCUACCAGAAAGGCUGCUUCCAGGUUUAUGAGCAGGGAAAGAUGACCUGUAAGACCCCGCCGUCCCCUGGCCAAGCCGUGGAGUGCUGCCAAGGGGACUGGUGUAACAGGAACAUCACAGCCCAGCUGCCCACUAAAGGAAAAUCCUUCCCUGGAACACAGAAUUUCCACUUGGAGGUUGGCCUCAUUAUUCUCUCUGUAGUGUUCGCAGUAUGUCUUUUAGCCUGCCUGCUGGGAGUUGCUCUCCGAAAAUUUAAAAGGCGCAACCAAGAACGCCUCAAUCCCCGAGAUGUGGAGUAUGGCACUAUCGAAGGGCUCAUCACCACCAAUGUUGGAGACAGCACUUUAGCAGAUUUAUUGGAUCAUUCGUGUACAUCAGGAAGUGGCUCUGGUCUUCCUUUUCUGGUACAAAGAACAGUGGCUCGCCAGAUUACACUGUUGGAGUGUGUUGGGAAAGGCAGGUAUGGUGAGGUGUGGAGGGGAAGCUGGCAAGGGGAGAAUGUUGCCGUGAAGAUCUUCUCCUCCCGUGAUGAGAAGUCAUGGUUCAGGGAAACGGAAUUGUACAACACUGUGAUGCUGAGGCAUGAAAAUAUCUUAGGUUUCAUUGCUUCAGACAUGACAUCAAGACACUCCAGUACCCAGCUGUGGUUAAUUACACAUUAUCAUGAAAUGGGAUCGUUGUACGACUAUCUUCAGCUUACUACUCUGGAUACAGUUAGCUGCCUUCGAAUAGUGCUGUCCAUAGCUAGUGGUCUUGCACAUUUGCACAUAGAGAUAUUUGGGACCCAAGGGAAACCAGCCAUUGCCCAUCGAGAUUUAAAGAGCAAAAAUAUUCUGGUUAAGAAGAAUGGACAGUGUUGCAUAGCAGAUUUGGGCCUGGCAGUCAUGCAUUCCCAGAGCACCAAUCAGCUUGAUGUGGGGAACAAUCCCCGUGUGGGCACCAAGCGCUACAUGGCCCCCGAAGUUCUAGAUGAAACCAUCCAGGUGGAUUGUUUCGAUUCUUAUAAAAGGGUCGAUAUUUGGGCCUUUGGACUUGUUUUGUGGGAAGUGGCCAGGCGGAUGGUGAGCAAUGGUAUAGUGGAGGAUUACAAGCCACCGUUCUACGAUGUGGUUCCCAAUGACCCAAGUUUUGAAGAUAUGAGGAAGGUAGUCUGUGUGGAUCAACAAAGGCCAAACAUACCCAACAGAUGGUUCUCAGACCCGACAUUAACCUCUCUGGCCAAGCUAAUGAAAGAAUGCUGGUAUCAAAAUCCAUCCGCAAGACUCACAGCACUGCGUAUCAAAAAGACUUUGACCAAAAUUGAUAAUUCUCUCGACAAAUUGAAAACUGACUGUUGACAUUUUCAUAGUGUCAAGAAGGAAGAUUUGACGUUGUUGUCAUUGUCCAGCUGGGACCUAAUGCUGGCCUGACUGGUUGUCAGAACGGAAUCCAUCUGUCUCCCUCCCCAAAUGGCUGCUCUGACAAGGCAGACGUCGUACCCAGCCAUGUGUUGGGGAGACAUCAAAACCACCCUAACCUCGCUCGAUGACUGUGAACUGGGCAUUUCACGAACUGUUCACACUGCAGAGACUAAUGUUGGACAGACACUGUUGCAAAGGUAGGGACUGGAGGAACACAGAGAAAUCCUAAAAGAGAUCUGGGCAUUAAGUCAGUGGCUUUGCAUAGCUUUCACAAGUCUCCUAGACACUCCCCACGGGAAACUCAAGGAGGUGGUGAAUUUUUAAUCAGCAAUAUUGCCUGUGCUUCUCUUCUUUAUUGCACUAGGAAUUCUUUGCAUUCCUUACUUGCACUGUUACUCUUAAUUUUAAAGACCCAAUUUGCCAGAAUGUUGGCUGCGUACUCCACUGGUCUGUCUUUGGAUAAUAGGAAUUCAAUUUGGCAAAACAAAAUGUAAUGUCAGACUUUGCUGCAUUUUACACAUGUGCUGAUGUUUACAAUGAUGCCGAACAUUAGGAAUUGUUUAUACACAACUUUGCAAAUUAUUUAUUACUUGUGCACUUGGUAGUUUUUACAAAACUGCUUCGUGCAUAUGUUAAAGCUUAUUUUUAUGUGGUCUUAUGAUUUUAUUACAGAAAUGUUUUUAACACUAUACUCUAAAAUGGACAUUUUCUUUUAUUAUCAGUUAAAUUCACAUUUUAAGUGCUUCACAUUUGUAUGUGUGUAGACUGUAACUUUUUUUCAGUUCAUAUGCAGAACGUAUACCACGUAUAUGCACCACGUGACACCACCGAAUAUAUUACUGAUUUAGAAGCAAAGAUUUCAGUAGAAUUUUAGUCCUGAACGCUACGGGGAAAAUGCAUUUUCUUCAGAAUUAUCCAUUACGUGCAUUUAAACUCUGCCAGAAAAAAAUAACUAUUUUGUUUUAAUCUACUUUUUGUAUUUAGUAGUUAUUUGUAUAAAUUAAAUAAACUGUUUUCAAGUCAAA
This is a messenger RNA of Gorilla gorilla gorilla (western lowland gorilla), 3451 nucleotides long. RefSeq names its product activin A receptor type 1 (gene ACVR1). The transcript is spliced from 10 exons. NCBI's taxonomy places the organism in Eukaryota, Metazoa, Chordata, Mammalia, Primates, Hominidae. Gene Ontology annotation, cellular component: plasma membrane; BMP receptor complex. Bases 834 to 2363 code for a protein of 509 amino acids. The record is from RefSeq and is a predicted model, not a curated record. Gene Ontology annotation, biological process: transforming growth factor beta receptor signaling pathway; protein phosphorylation; cellular response to growth factor stimulus. Gene Ontology annotation, molecular function: transmembrane receptor protein serine/threonine kinase activity; ATP binding.